AUGGCCUUCAAUCCGAUUUCUAUGGAUGACGAUGGUGCCAUGGCGUUUGGUGGCGCGCGGCGCGGCGACGGCAUGGAUGCCUACACCGCCCCUGAAGGCGGCGAAGGCCGUGCCUCCAUCGGUGGCGUUACCAUCAUCGACCCCAUGAUGACAGCGGGGGAGGUCAUUCGAAGAUGUAAGCUGCAGUACUACUUUGAAUUCUCAUGGCAGGUGCCAUUCCCACAGGUGCCUGCCGCCCCGCUGUUGUACUUCCCAGAGGCGUUCGGUGAGCUGCUCAACGACCCCACGCCGUUGGGCGUAAUGCAGGCGGAGUUGGAUGCCAUGUCGGAGGGUGUGCUGGAGCGCAUUCCACUAGCGUACCACCUACUACACCCGGAGGUGGUGGAGGAGACGCGCCAACGCGCAAUGAAGUGCGAGCAGCUUGUCGAAGAGAUGCAGCAGCAGGCGCUCGCGGCGGGGUUGCCGGAGAGGUUGACGUGGCGCCCAGAGGAGGUGAACCCACACCUUGAGCCGGCCGACGCGGAGCUGCUGGACACCGACAUUGAUCUCCAUAUGGUCCUUGAGCGCGACAAACCAUCACUUACGCUGCUGCAGCGUCCUUUGUACACCGAUAUGGGGUUGGUGCCGCAGGAGCAGCGGCAUUUGGAGCGUCUCGCCCGCAUCGUCCCUGACGUGCUGCGAAGCCAGGUGCAGUCGUCGUCUUCACAGAAGCCGCAACAGAUGGGGGAGCUGCUUAGUCUUCCAGGACAGCUUGGUACGCCUAUUCACGCAACAGAAGACUCAACACAAGCAACCUUUAGCCGCGGGCAGCAAGGAGACGAGGCCUCAAAGCGGUGGCUGGAUGGCGUUCGUAAGUCUUUCCGUUUUGCCCGCACGCUCGACAGUCACUAUGAGAAGCUUCUUGAAACUUUGGCACGAACGAAGCUUGGGUUAGACAGCAAAAAUCAAGCGGCAAUUAAGCUUACACGCCGCCUAUGGCACCUGCUGUUUGAUGGUACGAAGAAAAAUCAACAACGUGACGUGUGGCACCAGCUGUGUCGAUUUUCUUCCAACUACGAUGGUCGUCCCGAAGCCGCCGACUAUUUGGAGCGUGCCAUAACGUCUCUCAAUUUACCUAACAGCAAGAUGUGGCCCGAACUGCUACAGGAGUACACUGAGCUGCUCAAAGAGUACACAUCAGGCCUCCAGGGAGGGGCUGACAAACGCAAGGAGCAGCUACAGAUCAGCGGAAAGGAGCUAGACCCGUUCGAGCAGGGCGCCUUCGAGCCAGACCUGCAGCCUGGUCCAAUGCUGCGCCGUGUGGGCAAAGAGCUUGGCUCCAAUCGCCAGCCGGCGCCAAUCUUUCCCGUGGAGGUGGCACCGCUGUACCCCGCUGGCUGCGACAUCGCCGCGGCGGCAAUGACGGCGGGGAGCGAUGGCGAUGCGGCACAACUGGGCGAGUUGGCAUCAGAGCUGCACCACGUGGUGCUACCCGGCGCUGUGGUAAGCGAGGUGUCUAGGGUCAGUGGGCCCCACGCGCUGGUGAACAACACCAACCUGCUUGUCUCUGAUAAGCUGAGCGGCCGUCACCUUAGCGAUGGUGUAACCGUCAGCUACCACACCUCGCGUGAGAACACAUUUGAGCCGCUCGUCUCGGAUGAGAACAACACGAGCAGCUAUCUCUUUCAGUUGCGCAACGCGCAGCAGGACAACACAGAGAAGAGCGCCGCGCCCGCAGGCCUUGCCAAUGCCGAUGGACGGCACGUGAUGUACCGCCGCCUCGGCAUCCGUAAUUUGUUCGUCAAGGCACCAAAUGCGGAGGCGCCACCUUACGAGCGCUACGUGCUGAUGUUCAACGAGGAGGGGGAGCACAAGCGGCACCGCGAGUCCCAGAGCGAUGCGGAGGAGCCUCGGGCCGUCAUGCAGCGGGUUGAGUAA
Trypanosoma grayi is the source of this 1917-nucleotide messenger RNA. RefSeq lists its product as hypothetical. The transcript has a single exon. Lineage: Eukaryota; Euglenozoa; Kinetoplastea; Trypanosomatida; Trypanosomatidae. The record is from RefSeq and is a predicted model, not a curated record. Bases 1 to 1917 code for a protein of 638 amino acids.